AGCAUUUGGAACUAACAGGACCUCUUUUUAGCUCUCUGAAGAUUUUGAGGGAAAGAAGGAGCAGUGCAUUUUCCAAAGCUAUGCAGGAGAUUCUUUGACGGAUUACAAUUUCAGCAAACUUCAACUCGAGAAGAAGAAUGACAGCUAAGGCACUUAAACCAGACUUUUCACCAUCCUGGAAAGGAACUGGCUGCCACUAUUUGGAGUUUUUUUAAUACUCUACCUCCCUCUGCUGUUAUCAGCGAGAACUUCCUCGACAAUGGGAAAUCAUGUACUUGCGGCUUCGAUUUCCAUGCUUUCACUCCUGGCGAUGAUGGGAGAUGCAGACAGUAAAACAGACAGUUCCUUCAUGAUCGACCCCGACCCCAGCCGCUGUAUGAGGCAUCACUACGUUGACUCCAUCAGCCACCCCCUCUACAAGUGUAGCUCGAAGAUGGUGCUGCUGGCUCGCUGUGAAGGGCGCUGCAGCCAGACGUCGCGCUCAGAGCCAAUGGUUUCUUUCAGCACGGUCCUGAAGCAGCCUUUCCGCUCCACCUGCCACUGCUGCCGGCCCCAGACCUCCAAGCUGAAGGCCAUGCGGUUGCGAUGUUCAGGGGGCAUGCGGCUGACUGCCACCUACCGCUACAUCCUCUCCUGCCACUGCGAGGAGUGCAACUCUUAGGGAUGUAUCUACCGCAGCAGAGAGGGGACUGGGAUGCUGCUGGUGGGGAAGGCUCCCAAGAAGUAAUCUAAGGUGAAGCCGAUGUUCUCAACAUACAAUUGCAGCAAGGACAGCACUAACCAGGCUGGAUUGGAUCUGAGAGCUAA
Nestor notabilis (Kea) is the source of this 807-nucleotide messenger RNA. It is a transcript of the gene NDP, whose product is annotated as Norrie disease (pseudoglioma). NCBI's taxonomy places the organism in Eukaryota, Metazoa, Chordata, Aves, Psittaciformes, Psittacidae. Gene Ontology annotation, biological process: Wnt signaling pathway. The transcript is spliced from 3 exons. The coding region runs from base 260 to 661 and encodes 133 amino acids. The record is from RefSeq and is a predicted model, not a curated record.